Molecule: messenger RNA, 2718 nt
Organism: Folsomia candida
Lineage: Eukaryota; Metazoa; Arthropoda; Collembola; Entomobryomorpha; Isotomidae
Exons: 4
Coding region: 314-1939 (541 amino acids)
Source: RefSeq, a predicted model, not a curated record
CAGAUUACUCAGAAUUCGCAAUUCGCAAUACAUGCAUAUGUAUAAAUACUUCGGUUUAGCCCGAUUUCGCACAUCAGUCGUGUUUUACAGAUCAUUUUAUUCGCAAUAAACAUACUACGGUGUAGCCCGAUUUUUGUACAUCAAUCGUAUUUUAAACCGUGCAAAAUUCACAAUUAAUCAUUCAAUUGUCUCUUUACAUUCGCAAUUAAUUUUGCAUUAUUUUAUUCGCAAAUAAAUACAUACUUCAGUGAAACUCCAUUUCGCACAUCGCUUAAAGUUUAAACCUUGCCAAAUUCACAAUUAUUUAAUCAAAAUGGACACAAUUUCCCUCAACCAAUUCGAAUCUGUCCGUGUUGGGGGAAACGAAAAUAGUAAAAUUUCCAUAAAAACUUUCAUAGAAUCGAAAAGCCUUACAUUUACGAAAGGUUCCGGAUUUUACGAGCUAUCAAAACCGGAAACGAUUCAGGACACGAAGGAAAUCCUAGUGCAACGAAUUUCCGAUCCGGGAACGUUAAUUUGUGGGAAAUCGGUUCGAAAAGUGUUGGGUUUGGAGGAGGGAAAGAAUAAGAAAAAUAAGAAAAAGUAUGAAAUUGACGCUGAAAUUUUGAAGAAAUUCAAAAUUUUUGUGCAAUCCACGAGCUACAAUCGAAAUUUGAUUGGAGGGACGACAUUCCUGUAUAAAAAAGUUCCUGGUAGCGUCCCUCGACCUGUGACGCCACCAAGUUCCGAUGGACCACCGGCCAAAAGGGGGCGAACCGUAUCGCCGACACGCCCCGUAACAAUUUCGUCAUCUGGGCCAAGUUCGACUCCAGUUAGUUCAGGUGACGCCUCCGCCACGGUCGAAAUCGUCUUCUCCUUCGACACGACGGGCAGCAUGUAUCCCUGCCUGUCCACGGUGCGGUCCGUCAUUCGCGACACCCUGUCCCGCCUCACGACCAACAUUCCCUCCAUCCGGAUCGGAAUCCUGGCCCAUGGCGAUUACUGCGACGAAGGGAGUAACUACUUGAUCAAGGCGGCGAACGGGUAUAAAUUCUGCGCCGGUCCGGACGUUGCCACGCUAAUCGAUUUCGUCACAAAUGUAGGGUCCACGUAUGGCGGAGAUUUUCCGGAGUGUUACGAACUCGUCUUGCGACACGUAUGGAGCAAAUUCGACUGGACGAAGGGGGCUAACAAGUCGCUCGUGCUGAUCGGGGAUGCCCCUCCGCAUGAAGUGAGGGAUAACCCGGGUAAAAUUGAUUGGCGGGUGGAGGCGGGAAAGUUGAAGGAGGCGGGGAUUCGGGUCUACGCCGUACAAGCGUUGGACCAAUCGAGAGCGGACUUCUUUUACCGGGAACUGGCCAGCGUUACGCUAGGCUUUCACUUAAGGUUGCAUCAGCUCUCGAGCGUUACGGACUUUUUGGUCGCGGUUUGUUACCAUGAAGGAGACAAUGCGGAUGCGGGAGGGUCACAGCAGAAUCGACUCGCACAAUUUGAAGACGAAUUAUCCACGGCGGGACGAAUGGUGAACAAUUUACGAGGAUUAUUCGACCAAUUAAGGGGUCGAAGUACAAAAACGGCAACUUCUGUCACGUCCGCUUCCGGUCUGCUGCCCGUCAGUCCGAGCCGCUUCCAAGUCCUGGUCGUCGAUGAGGACCAAUCCAUCAAGGAUUUUGCGCAAGACCGCGGCCUCGUUUUCAAAGUUGGGCGCGGGUUUUAUCAGUUUACGAAACCCGAGAAUGUUUCCGAUAAGAAGGAAAUCGUUCUCAUGGAUAAGACCUCCGGGGAUUUUUACACGGGGUGGGCCGCUGCCCGGGAAUUUUCCGGGAUAGAGGCGGGCAAGGUGGGAAAACAGAGUCCGAAAGAUUCCGACAAGUAUUUAGUUUUUAUUCAGAGUACGAGCUACAAUCGGAAAUUGAUCAAAGGGCAGAAAUUUCUGUAUGAAGUGGAUGCUGAUCGAUAAUUAAAUAAUAUGUAUGCAGUGCAAAAAAUGUGUGCAAAAAAUUUUCGGUGAAAAUUGUAAUAAAUUAUCAAAAACUUAGGCACAUAAGCGGAAAAAUGUUAGCAUAUACAUAUUUGUUUACAUACAUAUGUCAAUUCAAAGAUUGCUGAGCGAUAAAUAGUAUGAAGUGCAAAAAUGUGCAAAAAAUUUGCACUAGGAAUUGUAAUAAUUUAUCAAAAAUUUAGUCUCAUACGUGGAAAAAUGUGAGCGUGUGUUUGUCUCGUUCAAUUUAAGGAUGGCAUUCACAAUUUACACAUUUACAAAUCUGAAUUUAUCCCUGAUAACCGCAUCGCUUAUCAGAUUGCCGCCUUGAUUCAGAAACCGCUGCCGAAGUGGCGUUGGACGAGGUAGCUGACGCCGAGCAGGGCGACGACGACGACGACGAGUUUGGACGCAUCAUUCACGUUGUUGGCCUUGCUCGUCUCUCUGAUGUUCCCUGUCACAUCUACACGAGUCAUCUUCAUCCCCGCACUGGUUAAGGGGUCCGAAACGACGGGCAUUAUCUUCAUCCCCGCAUCCGCUGCCACCUUUCGUGACGUCCUUACUGUAGUAACAAAAUUUUCCUGCAAGGCAAAAAAGAGGAGUUGAGUCGGUGAUCCGACUUUCGGACCUAUGAGACUCGUAUUUAUUUUAUUGUAUUUCAUUUUUAUUGCUUUUUAUAGAUUUUAUAUGGUUUUCAAACCAGUUUUUUUGUAACCUGAUAUCCAUUAACACUCGAAUAAAUGUUGAAUUGAAUUGAA